Molecule: messenger RNA, 261 nt
Organism: Knipowitschia caucasica
Lineage: Eukaryota; Metazoa; Chordata; Actinopteri; Gobiiformes; Gobiidae
Source: the annotation of a GenBank genome assembly
AUGAAUAGCUCCGGCGCUCCUUUUUUCGCAGCUUCUUCUGUGCAGACUCUGCGGUGGUCGGGGCCCACACAGACUCGCGGUCGGGGAGUGAGCAGUAGAGACCGCUCCCCGCUGAGAACCACAGACAGAUGCGGCGCUGAACCCGGCCAUAUGCCCCGGCCACACAAGUCUCUGUCAAAGCGUCAACUCCGCCAACACUCCGGCGAGAUUAUCGACUCCCUGCCCCGGCUGUUGCGAGAAGACUUUCUGUUUCAAGCAUGA